Messenger RNA from Metarhizium robertsii ARSEF 23, 1242 nucleotides. Its product is annotated as FAD-binding, type 2. The coding region runs from base 1 to 1242 and encodes 413 amino acids. Gene Ontology annotation, molecular function: oxidoreductase activity; FAD binding. The transcript has a single exon. NCBI's taxonomy places the organism in Eukaryota, Fungi, Ascomycota, Sordariomycetes, Hypocreales, Clavicipitaceae. The record is from RefSeq and is a predicted model, not a curated record.
AUGUUUUCCAAAUUGUCUUCCAAGACGUCAUUUUCGGAUUUUCCGCCCGCAGGUUUCAAGGGCAAAAUCUUCCGACCAGCAGGUCAGGGAUACGCCGAGGCAUGCCGGAUACCAAAUGUCCGUGGCGGGAAUAGACCAGCACUCAUAGCACGCUGCUUUGAUGCAGACGAUGUGGUACUGGCUGUUAAAUACUGUGACAUGCACAAUCAGCCUCUUGCUGUACGCAGCGGUGGACACGGGAUAGACGGCUACGCUAUGCCCAAAAACGCAUUUGUUAUCGACACUACACUGAUGAAGAAGGUUGAAGUCGAUCCCGUCACCGGCAUUACCACAGUUGCAGCUGGCAUGAUCCUCGGCGAGAUGGACGCGGCUACGCAGGAACAUGGCUAUGUCGUCCCGGCAGGAACCGUCUCCGAAACCGGUGUCGCCGGCCUCACAUUGGGGGGCGACUUUGGCUAUCUGACGCGUCGCUUUGGGCUGACAGUGGACAAUCUUUUGUCUGUCAAUGUAAUGACCGUUGAUGGCCAAAAGUUGAUGGCUUCGGAGACGGAGAAUCCGGAAUUGUUCUGGGGACUCUGCGGCGCUGGGCACAACCUCGCCAUUGCCACCUCGUUUACGUACCAAGCACAAAAGAUCGGGCCACAAGUCAUGAGCGGUUACAUCAUUUAUCGAAUCGAGGAUGCGGUGGCCAUUCUGAGCGAGAUGGACAAGAUUAUGCGUGCCGCUCCCCUGGAGUUGAGCGUGUAUCCUGUGGUUCUGCCAGCGCCGCCGCUCCCCGGGCUACCAGAGCAAAUGGUUAAUUUCCCACUCCUAGUGUUGAUAAUCGUGUUCACCGGUGAACCUCCAAAAUAUGAGGAAGCCAUGACUGGGAUCCGGGAUCUGGGCGAUGCGCUGGUCGACAUGGUCCACCAUUGCAGUUGGCUGGAGGCGAACUCGCUGUUAGAUGUGCUUGCUCCUCCUGGUCGACGACAGCACAGCCGUGGAGGUUAUCUCAAGGCAAUCACACCAACGGUAGCUGCAACUGUGGCCGACCGGAUCCGAACAGCUCCGGCCCCAACUGUUGACGGCCCAAGUGUCGCAGUCGCGUUUCAUUGCCUUGGCGGCGCGAUGCACGAACAUUCUGAAGAAUCAAAAGCAUUCUCAAGAGAAAAUGCUAGCUGGAUGGUCGAGGCCUUCGGACAAUGGGUUGGACGCGAGAAGGAUGUGGAGUUCGUUGGCUGGAUUGAUGGCAUCACUCCCUAG